AUGGAUUCGGUUAUCUCACCACAGCAAAGUGUCUAUGUUCUAGGUAGAAUGAUCUCGGAUAAUUCUUUAAUUGCCUUCGAGGUUGCACAUUUUAUGAAAAGAAGAAGAAGUGGUAAGAAAGGGUAUGGAGCUCUCAAGUUGGAUAUGAGUAAGGCUUACGACCGUGUUGAAUGGAAGUUUCUUGAAGGUGUUAUGCUCAAGUUAGGUUUCUGUGAAGAGUGGGUUAGGCGGCUGAUGAGCUGUGUUACUGCGGUAUCUUACUCUUUCCUUCUAAAUGGGAUGCCUCGUGGUUUUCUCAAGCCUGAACGGGGUCUGCGGUAG
Messenger RNA from Rosa chinensis, 321 nucleotides. RefSeq lists its product as uncharacterized. The record is from RefSeq and is a predicted model, not a curated record. NCBI's taxonomy places the organism in Eukaryota, Viridiplantae, Streptophyta, Magnoliopsida, Rosales, Rosaceae. The coding region runs from base 1 to 321 and encodes 106 amino acids. The transcript has a single exon.